Molecule: messenger RNA, 612 nt
Organism: Ruditapes philippinarum (Manila clam)
Lineage: Eukaryota; Metazoa; Mollusca; Bivalvia; Venerida; Veneridae
Product: putative nuclease HARBI1
Exons: 1
Coding region: 1-612 (203 amino acids)
Source: RefSeq, a predicted model, not a curated record
AUGGCGGACAUUUUACGCGUUUCACACCGACGACCCCGACAAUUUCGACGAGUUGAUCGACAAUUGACUGACUUUACGGACGAGGAAUUGCGGAAACGGUAUAGGUUUUCUGCUGACAAUAUUGACAGACUAGUCAGACUUAUUGGACCACUUUUGGAGCGACAGACCCGUCGGAAUCAAGCCCUUACACCCCGACAACAGAUUUUGAUUACCUUGAGGUUUCUUGCCACGGGUAAUUUCAUGCAGGUUAUUGGUGACACCUUUGGUGUGGACAUUGCUACAGUUUCCAGAGUUAUCACAAAAGUGACUGACAUACUUUUCGGACUGAAGGACCAGGUAAUAAAGUUUCCAAUGACCGACACUGACCGACGAAAAGUCAUGAAUGGGUUUUACGCAAUACGCGGAUUUCCCUCAGUGAUUGGAUGCAUAGAUGGAACUCACGUAAAACUGAUAUCCCCAGGACAACCAGAUGAAGCAGCAUAUGUUAACAGGAAACAUCAGCAUAGUAUAAAUGUACAGGCAACUUGUGAUCAUAAAGGUACAUACACAUAUACAGUAAACAACUUGAUUUCCAAUUCAGAUUUUGUUGACUUAUAUUAUCUACUGCAGUAA